AUGAACGGUUAAAUUCUCGAGGAAAAGUAAGAUCAACUCAAGCAGAGUUUGCUAUAGAAAGAUAAGAGCCAAAACUUCUAUCAAGAUAAGUCAGAGCUCUAGAAAACAACAUUACCUUUGAUGUUCGCAGUGGGAGUAUCUAAUGUGCUUUACACCAAUCUACAUUCUUUCUAUCCGCUUUAUAUCUAGGAUAACUUUCCAUAGCUGAAAGCAACUGAGUUCGGAAUCAUACUAGCGACAUUCGAAAUAGCUAAUUUAGUAACUUCACUGUUUUUGGGAGUCUACAUUGGAUCAUUUAAGAGGAAAAACCUCAUAAUCUACUCACUAUUUGUGCUGCUAGCAGGAACUCUUGCCUUUGUGACUCUCACUAAUUUGUAAACUGAUGACUAUCUGCUAUUCUUUUGGCUCAGCAUACUUUUCAGAGUUAUACAAGGGGCGUCUAGCUCAGCCAUCCAAAUUUGUGCCUACUCUUUUGCAACUAAUGAAAUGUCUGACGACAAAGAUCGAUAUAUCGGAUAUGUGGAGAUCGCAACAGGAUUAGGAGAUAUGGUAGGACCUGCUCUUGGAGGAUUUGUAUUUCAGUCAUCAGGAUUUGUGGGGACAUUCUUGGCCUUCAGUGCGAUAGUUUUCGUCGGAGCAAUCAUCUCAAUCAUUAAAAUACCUGCCAUGCUUAAUAAAAAGAGUACGAGUAUUAAUUUAUUAAGCAAUGUUGAAGAGACUUCAUCCAUAAACGAGAAUAAUGAUGAUAAAUCAGAGGGCAGUGUGAUCUCUGAUACAUAUCCCUAGGUACUUAUUUGUCUCUUGUCAGCUUGUUUUGCAGUCAUUUUCACUUUGUAUAUUGAUUGCAUUUUGGCUCUGCAUCUGCACAGUAUGUAUGGAGUAUAGCAUAAUUUGCUUGGAAUCUUUUUUCUUUUGGCUAGUAUUACGUAUGUGAUUGGAGCACCGUUAGGUUCAUAUCUUUCCACAAGAAUGCACAGAAGAUACGUCGUGUUCCUGGCUUUUGGGUGCAUGAUCAUUCAAAAUACCCUGCAAGGACCCAGUUAUAUUCUAGGCUUGCCUGAUUCCUUAAUACUAGUUGUGAUUGGUGUUUCCAUGAUUGGCUUUUGUUUAUCAUUGGCCUUGGUGCCUCUACUUUCAGAACUGAUUGAGACUCUUGAAGACAUGGAUAUCUAUGAGCCAUCGCAAAUUUGCGACAUGACUGCAAGUAUUUUUAACUCCAUGUUUAACCUUGGCAACUUAGUUGCUCCUUUGAUUGCCGGAGUGCUUAAUGACAACUACGGCUACAAGUUUACCACGGACUUCAUGCUGGUAAGCACUGUGAUCUACUGCAUUAUUUUCUACUUUACAAUGAUUUACAAACAAGAUUUGAAAAUUCACAGUGACUGA
Stylonychia lemnae is the source of this 1386-nucleotide messenger RNA. The record is from the annotation of a GenBank genome assembly. Lineage: Eukaryota; Ciliophora; Spirotrichea; Sporadotrichida; Oxytrichidae.